UGUUCUGGUCUUAUUUGGUGAAAUUUUGUAUAUAAUUGUUAGGUUUAAUUGAUUAAUCCUUCGUUGUUCUCUUGGGAAAUGGGGUUUCGAAUGUUGCCUACUUUCGUCGCUGUUGGUGUCUUUUCUUGUGACUUUGUGAUGUUCAUUCGUUCAUUUAAGUAUUUGCCGUUUAUUUUGCAUGCUGGCCGUUUGGUUUCUAGGAUGAUUUAGGCUGCUGAUAUAUGUGGAAUGAACCUGGCUUGGGGAUAUCGGUUGGGCAGUGUUCUCCGAAUUCUUGACGGAGGAUGGAUCCCUAUCGAUUGACAUCAUGAACGAUGUUGGAAGAAGCGUUUCGUGUAGUUAUUUAAUUGCUUUUCUUCCACUUUGUUUGAUAUUAAAAGAAUGGAUGUCUGUUGAGGGAUUAUUGUGGGUUAAUAUAUGACCUCAUUAUUUGGCACGCGUUUGCUGUAACUUUACGUUACUAUCGUUGGUUGAAACUUUACAAUUUAUACUAUGUCAGAAUUUUCAGCAAGUUCAAAACUGUGAGAUUUAAUUUGUAUGAUAUCAUGUCAUUGUGUUUUUUUAUAUCUUUCCAUUGGAAUUGCAGACUCCUCUUUGAUUAUUCGUGCCUGUAAUUUAUAUAUUCUAAUUCUUUUCUUAAUUCCUCAUAGGGUCUGUAAGUUCUAUGCCCGUGGAAAAUGUUUCAGAGGCGAGCAAUGUGAUUACUCUCAUGACGUACAGGAUACUCCAGUUGAUAUUUGCACAUUCUAUCAGAAGGGACACUGCUCUUAUGGUAGUCGAUGUAGAUAUAAACAUGUCAAAGCUUCUCAGGCAAGUUCUGCAUCAUCUUCAGAAAAUGGUCGGCAAUCUCUGUCUUCAAAGUCUGUCAUAGAUCAUACUAGCGGAGGAAAAUCACGGUGGAUCCCCAAGAAUACAAAUUCUGCUAGCUUUGGUCAUCUUAAGCAUGUGAAUUCUCCGAGGAGUGGUGAUGUUGGUGAAUCUAGUAAUGCUAUGCCUUCAAAGCAUAUCUUUUGUACCUAUGCUGCCGCCAACUGUCCCUUGGGAAAAAAAUGCUUGCUCAUUCAUGGAGACCAGUGUCUGUAUUGUAGAAAGUAUUGCUUGCAUCCUGCUGACCAAAGGGAGAGAGAGAAUCAUUUGAAUUCUUGUGACAAAAAGGAAAAAUACAAUCAGGCAUUAAAAGAUAGUCAAGAAAUAGAGUGCAAUAUUUGCUUGGACCGUGUUCUUUCAAAGCCUAAAGCUUCUGAAUGUAAGUUUGGGAUGCUUCCUGAAUGCGACCAUGCUUUCUGCUUAUCCUGUAUCAGGAAUUGGCGGAACAGUGCCUCGAACUCUGAAGCGGAUGUCUUUCAAAUUGCUAAUAACAAUAAUACAGUGAGGACUUGCCCUGUGUGUCGCAAGCUAUCAUAUUUUGUGAUUCCAAGUCCUAUAUGGUACUCCACAAAGGAAGAAAAGCAGGAAAUUAUUGAUAACUACAAGGCAAAUUGCAAGUUGAUUGAUUGCAAGCAUUUUGACUUUGGAAAUGGGAACUGUCCAUUUGGAGCUAGGUGUUUCUAUAAGCAUACUGUGAAGCCAGGCUCAGUGACAUGGAAACAUGGCAAGCCACCACGUCGUCGCCGCUCCAGAGCACAAAAUAAUAUGGAUAUGUAUGAAAUGAUGGAUAUGCUCAGUGAAUUUGAUUUACAAAGUGGUGAAUUCUAUUCCAUCAUGCGGGAAUCAGAGUUUUUUAAAGAUAUGGAUCCUUAUGAGAUGAUGGCUGUAUCAGAUAUGCUGGCUUCCUCUGGUUCAGGACCGAGACUUUUUGAUGAUGAAGAUUCUGAUGAUGAAAUGGGUUUUUUGGAUAUGGCGGAUCUAUCAGCAUCGCUGGAUGACCCUUUUGGGGAUGAUGAUGAAUUAAAUCCUUCGCAAGCAGCCUUCUUAUCAAUGAUAAUGCAAUCUAACUUGGAAGAAGAUAGUGAAGGGGACGAGGAUGACUAGUUUUACUUUAUUUAAUGUUUAUGAUUAAUUAGGUUUUGGAGGUGAUUCCUUACAUCUAAUGCACGGCAUCUACAUUUCAUAUUGGAAAAUGUCAGUUGUAACUGAAGGCUUUUGGCUCUUGCACUUCUAUUUUGUGGAUCCUUUGCCGGUUUGUAUAUUUUGCUGGUUGCAAUCUUUUCGAAGAUGUUACUUGUCAGCCUACUUUUACAGGUUGAGAUUUCCCAUGGCAAGGUUCUUUUGAUCCUUACAGCCCUGGAGUUGGUUUGGCAUGAAGGAAUGUUAAAUUUGCUUAAUAUUUGAUGUGAGGUUAUAUUAAGAUUGAAGCUGAAAUGGAAAGCUUUUCUUCAGUUA
Messenger RNA from Neltuma alba, 2322 nucleotides. Its product is annotated as E3 ubiquitin-protein ligase makorin. Gene Ontology annotation, biological process: protein polyubiquitination. The record is from RefSeq and is a predicted model, not a curated record. Lineage: Eukaryota; Viridiplantae; Streptophyta; Magnoliopsida; Fabales; Fabaceae. Gene Ontology annotation, molecular function: ubiquitin protein ligase activity; metal ion binding. The transcript has 4 exons. Bases 538 to 1971 code for a protein of 477 amino acids.